AUGUUUCAAAAGAACGUAGUUGAGUAUCUUCUCAAAGAGUUGUAGAUAUUUUUGGCUCUCCUUUUGGGUAGUGAUUGUUGCUAAUGUAGGACUGUAUCAAUCUCAAGGUAUUGAUUCAAUUAUACCGAUAAUUUUGAAUUCAAUCAUUGAAAUUGGUUACUUAUUUCUUAAAUAUAAGAAUAGUGAUCAUAUUAAAAUUGUUUGGAGAAUAAAGAUCAUCUUCAUUCUGAUUCAAAUUUCAAUGAAUAUUGAGAUGUGUCAAUUCUGUUUAAUAAUUGUGCAUUUGAUUGAGGAGGAUACGAUUUAAACUUUUAUCUUGAGCACAGUGUUUCUUAUCAGCCUGAUCUAGGAACAAGAAAAUAAUUAUGUGACUGAAAUACCAUUCAAUUUGCUAUUUUUCUUUAAUGUAAUAUUUUUGAUGGGCUUGCUCUUUAUGAAAUGGAAGUCACUUAAAUCCAACGAGGCCUACCUGGAGCAAACCUUCAAGUAGAAGUCAUUAGAAUGUAUAUUUAUGACCACUACUAUCAUAGUGAAAGAAUCAAUAAACAAUAGAGAUUUGGUAAGCAAAUCCAAUCAAUAAUAAUCAGUUAGUUAGGAAAUCAAUGCUAUAAAAAUGGAAUGCAAUGAGGACGAAAUCGUGUUAUAGAAUGUGGCUUGGAUUCAAAAUCAAUCUGCUUUGGUCUAUAACAAAAAGCUUAACAUAGUUUAUUAGAAUAUAUUUUUAGGGAAAUUACUUAAGCAAUCGAAUUUGGAUGAAUAAUAAACCCAAUAGUAAUCAAAGCCAGAUUAUGAGGAGUUGUUCCUUGAUUGCUAGAUUUUGGUUGGGAGCAAAGAAUUGAUGGAAAUCAAUAGCAAUAAUAACGAUUAGUCUGUGAAUAGCGAGUAAUUAAUUAUAUCGAUAAUUAAAAAGUGGCUCAUUUUUGCUUAAUAGAAUGAACGAUUAUCACAAAUGCCGGAUGAAGUCAAAUCUGACCAUCAGAGAUUUGAGUCUAAUGAUGCAAAACGAGAUCGAUAAGUAGUUUAGUUGGAAUUAAAAAGAGAUGGCGACCGAGCAUGGUGACAUUGUUUAAAUUGAGAAGCGAGGUGUUCGAUUUUGAGAAUAUCCAAAUCAAGGCUUUUGUGAAUAAGGUCAAUGAAUCCUCCUAUCUAAUCUUCCUUUUUGAGCAGUAGCCUCCUCAAAGAAAGAAGGAAGACACCGCCUAACCAAUCAUCAACGUAUUUUCAACCUUUGUGCACGAAUCUGUAAGUUAUAUCAACUGUAUAUUAACUUUAAUUUUGCUCACUCAACAUGAACAUGAGAACACUCACAAAAUCUCAUUAAAGCAGCAUUAUUACAUGCCAAUAAGGAUGAUGAGUUUGAGAUACAUCCUAUUUGUUAACAGCAUGAGAGAUUACAUAUUCUACAUAUAAAAUUAGUUAUUCUUAAGAAUUUCAGCUUUCAAGGUGAAUGACUUGAUAGAAGAAUUAUUAAUUGUCUAUGAAGAUAACUUAAAAAUUAGAGAAGUGAAUUUAACAACAUCCAUAGAUUUGAGUGACAAUAACCAAGUCAUAUUCAGUGAUUUAGAUAGAGUAACAUAAUUAUGAUUAAUUAGUUAAAAUAAAUUCUAGCAUGUCUAUUUUCAUAUUGUUUGAAAUACACAUCUGCAUCAUAAUUAAAAUUAGAUAUCAAAAGUUAUACUGUGAGUGGCAUUAUGGUAUCUUUUAAAGAUAGCAUGAUAGCUAAAGAUGACAAUAUGAGAAAAUCAAUAACCAAUUUAGUUAGACUUCUCAAUUCUACUCUUAAAAUGGCUUCGUUUUAUGAUGUUGAUCUUAACAACCCAUUGGAAUUAUAGAUCUGUGUUAUUUUAUGUUGGUAAUUGUCUGGCACUUUCAAAAGAGGUCUCGAAUUCUUGUAUGAUAGUUAGGGAUAUGGCACCUUCACCUUUGUAAUUGAAUCAUAAACUAAUCAAUAAAGAAUGUAAUCUCGUUAGGAUACAGGCCCAAUUAAAAUAUUAGGUCAAAGAAAAUAUUAUGAAACUUCAUUAUCGUUAUUAUUGGCUUAAGAUAGCAGUGGCUAUAGAGAAGAAUCUAAGUAUUUCAUCUUUUCAUCCUAGAUAUUUUUCAUUGACUCAGUUAUCAAAGCAAUUCUCAAUGAAACCUGGAGAUCCAUUUGAUGUUCAGAGUGCUUAUUUUUCAUAGAUUUCAAGAAUAAAAUAGGAUUCUUCUAAUUCUAAAUAAGUAUAAAAUUCUGGAUCGGUUCCAAAACAAUCCAAAGAAUAGAGUAAUAGCUUUUCAGGAACUUGGAAAUAAGGGUUUCCUGAUACAAUAUAACAGCCUUACAAAAAGACUAGAAAUGAAAAAAGUGACUCAUAACAUGAUUCAAUGAAAACACAUUCUAAUUUUGAUUUUGGAGCAGAGUUGAGCAACCCUUCCAUUCAUCCUCCAGAAUUAACACCAAAAUUAUUAUCAUCUGUGAUUAAAUACAGACUAAGAUUGACUUGUUGUGCUAAAGUGCUAAUAGUGGAUAAUGAUCAUUAUAGUGUUUUCUCAUUGCAGAAGGUUUUGGAGAAAUACAACAUCAAAUGUGAUAAGGCCUUUAAUGGGAUCGAGGCUUAAAAAUUAAUAUAGAAUAAGUAGAGCACGCCUUGCCAUUGUGGAAACAGAUCUUAUCUGCUAUAUUUUAUUGAGUUUUAUUUGCCAGUAUCAAAAUGUGUAGAUAUAUCUAGAUUUUAUCAGGGAUAGAUUUAGUGAGAUCUCUUAAAGAGUAAAUGAGAAAUAGUCUGAUAGACAAGGGAUACGUGAUAAUAAUAGCCACAUUCGUAGAUCUGAACUCAAAAUUGGAGUGUUUCAAGAAUGGUGCAGAUUAUUUCAUCACCAAGCCAUUCGACCUGAUUGAUAUAGGGGCAGCAGUUUAAUAUUUAGAUUUUUGA
Paramecium octaurelia is the source of this 2909-nucleotide messenger RNA. Lineage: Eukaryota; Ciliophora; Oligohymenophorea; Peniculida; Parameciidae. The record is from the annotation of a GenBank genome assembly.